Colius striatus (speckled mousebird) is the source of this 690-nucleotide messenger RNA. It is a transcript of the gene PRL, whose product is annotated as prolactin. NCBI's taxonomy places the organism in Eukaryota, Metazoa, Chordata, Aves, Coliiformes, Coliidae. The transcript is spliced from 5 exons. Gene Ontology annotation, cellular component: extracellular region. Bases 1 to 690 code for a protein of 229 amino acids. Gene Ontology annotation, molecular function: hormone activity. The record is from RefSeq and is a predicted model, not a curated record. Gene Ontology annotation, biological process: positive regulation of receptor signaling pathway via JAK-STAT; response to nutrient levels; positive regulation of cell population proliferation.
AUGUGCAACAAGGGGGCUCCACUGAAAGGUUUGAUGCUGGUGGUUCUCCUGGUGUCCAACAUGCUCCUGACAAAGGAAGGAGUGACAUCCUUGCCCAUCUGCUCCAGUGGAUCUGUCAACUGCCAAGUUUCCCUUGGGGAACUUUUUGACAGAGCAGUUAAACUUUCACACUACAUCCACUUCCUCUCUUCAGAAAUAUUCAAUGAGUUUGAUGAACGUUAUGCUCAGGGCCGGGGGUUUAUUACAAAAGCUGUUAAUGGCUGCCACACUGCCUCCUUAACAACUCCUGAAGACAAGGAGCAAGCUCAGCAGAUUCAUCACGAAGACCUAUUGAAUUUAAUACUGGCGGUGCUGCGCUCCUGGAAUGAUCCCCUGAUCCAUCUGGCCUCUGAAGUACAAAGAAUCAAAGAAGCUCCAGACACCAUCCUCUGGAAGGCUGUAGAGAUUGAAGAGCAAAGCAAGCGGCUUCUAGAAGGGAUGGAGAAAAUAGUGGGGCGGGUUAAUUCUGGUGAGAUUGGAAACGACAUUUACUCUCAGUGGGACGGCCUCCCAUCCCUGCAACUCGAUGAUGAGGACUCCAGACUCUCUGCCUUUUACAACCUGCUGCACUGCCUCCGCCGAGAUUCCCACAAGAUUGACAACUACCUCAAGGUUCUGAAGUGCCGCCUGAUCCACGACAGCAACUGUUAA